This is a messenger RNA of Coregonus sp. 'balchen', 23083 nucleotides long. The record is from the annotation of a GenBank genome assembly. NCBI's taxonomy places the organism in Eukaryota, Metazoa, Chordata, Actinopteri, Salmoniformes, Salmonidae.
AUGGGCCUGGUCGUUGAGGGUACGGCGCUGGGAGCACCCCAGGGGUCGCACCCGGAGCCAUGGGUUGUGGGAUCGAACCACAGCCAAGCUGGAGGGGGCCAUGGGUCCAGCAUCUCAGGGAUACAAAUCGUGACCUUUAAGUGGCACCAUGUGGAAGCCCCCUACCUCAUCGCCUUAUGGAUACUGGUGGCUGGGGUAUCCAAGAUGGGUAUGUAUACAGAAGGGGAUGUGAUCAGCUCCAGUGGCCUAUCAAUCAGACAUUGGUGGCUAAUUUGAAUUCAGUCCUAAUGAAGAUUAUGCUAAAUCAAUGUUUUAAUUCAGUGUUUUGAACCUUUGGGAAGAGCAGUUGUGAGAAAAUAAGCACUUCAACUGGAGACCCAGACUGUAUUCAGGCUCCACUUUGGAAAGUUAUUUCAUAGUUUUAGAAUAAUGUUAGACACAAAACUGCUAUGUCAGGGAAGAUACUGUGGCGUUAGUAUCAUUCAAAAUGAUGCUGGCAGACAGAUAUGUGACUACAUUUCCCAAUUGAGUCUUAUGUACCAUUUCUAAUAUUGGCUUUUUGUACAUUUGAUAAAAGUACAGACUCAGAGCUUUAAAAUGGUAUAUCAUACACUGCAGUUGGGGAAAACAUGGGAAAGUUAUGUUUAUUUGAAAUGUGAUGAACUUGUUAUUCCAGAAAAUCCACUUGAAAGUUUCUCACUUGCUGGAGAGCUCUUUUUUGAGUAUGCCCAUUCAGCAUCAUUCACACCCUCUUCAGCCUUAGCCCCACCCAUCUCCCCCAUUUAAGUAUUAAAGUGAGGCCAUGUGCUAAACUGAGUGAAUAGGAUUUGAGGUAAAUUUUAAACACCAGACAGAUCAAAGGGAGCAGGCAAUACCAUCCAUCCAAUGAGAACAAAUUCUGUCUUUUGUGUUGCAUUUGUGCCAUAAAUAGGCCCAACAUAAGGCUACUACUGUCUGGCAACUGUAGCCCUUGUCAGUGUUAUCAAGGCAACACGCUGUUCUCCCGGCCAAGUGCUUUUAGCUUUUUACUCAAGUUCAUGGGAUAUAUUAAGACAUUCCAUAGAUAACUGUUCAGAAAUGUUGACAAUGGUUUUUGAGUAGGUGUGAAAUAAGAGUGAAUAUGGCAUCUUCUUAAAUACAUACAGUACUUUUUAUAUUCAAGGCCAAUCAUUGUGCUUCAGACAGGAACAGUGCCUAUGUCCAAAACCGUGCCAAAAAUGUUGAACAUUUAGAAAAAGGGAAGAAAAAGCAGACAAAGGGGAGCAAAUGGUGAGCAAAAAUGUAUGUUUUUUUAAAUUAAAAGUUUCUCCAAACAAGUAAAGAAUAAUUUACUCAAAGAUACCUUUCUAAGAGUUAGUCUGGAAUGGUCUCCAAUCCAUAUAACUAACCAAUAACCAUAAAUGUCACAAAUGAAAAAUCCUUUGAACAACAGCUCGUGGGUCCUGCUUAUCUAUUUGUUUACUUAACAUUUCACUAAUUUAUCCCAGAUCCGGAGUGUUGGGUAUAAAUCACUUGAGUAUAAGUAACACAUAAAAUGGAUUAAAACUCUCCAAACAGCUUUUGCAACUUGCUAAAUAUUUUAUUUUCAGAGCCAAGGUCCUCUAGGAUAAAUAAACAGAAUAGUAAAGGAUAAUCUAAACUGAAUCUUUAAUUUAGUUUUCAGCAGUCAAAGGCAACACUUAGCCUUAAACACCUCAGCAGAAGAUCCAGCCCUGAGGUACAAGAAAGUUACAGCCCUCAGCACUGUGGGUGGAUGACAAAUCCAGAGGUUGCUGUGCAUUGUCAGUGAAUAUCUCCACAUUAAGAUGUAGAAGAAGUAACCUGAAUAAUAAGUGGAUUCUGAAAAAAGAUUUCUGACUUCUGAGAAAUCCCUGCCUCGUGCCACUUAUCCAGAGUGUGAGUGAGUGAUGAGCACAUUUAUAAUGGUACGCUGCCAAUUAGUCAUACUCCAGGGACAAAACACUUUCUCAGUCUUCCGAAAUGGUUGAUCAUUUGCAAACGUCAUAACCUCACACAUAUUUUAAUCCCUUUGCUUUACCGUUUAGUUACAGAUUUGAGUUUUAACACCUUCCUGUGUGUGAAUCCCAAGAAAGUUGUCAAAAAGGAACAGCUGUCAAUGUCUGACUCCGUAGUAUCCUGUGGGCAUCUUAAUCCCGUUAUUGCCCAAGGAUCAACAAAGUGUAGGGAGGCCAGACCCUGUAUUCAUAAAGCGUCUCAGAGUAUGAGUUCUGAUCUAGGAUCAGGUCCUCCCAGUCCAUGUAUACUUAUUCAGUGUGAUCUUAAGGCAAAACUGAGCCUAAAUCAACACUCCUACUCUGAGACGCUUUAUGAAUAUAACCCCAGGGAUCAAGAAAGUGUAAGGACUGAACUUCUUACAUAAUUACGCUCAAAUAGUGCCAGCAACUCGGCCCUGAAAAAAUUAUGUUGACUUCAGAGGUUUGCCAGACAGCGAGCAGAGCACAAGCGCCAUGGACUCUCUCUGAGGCAUCAUUUUGAGUAAUAAAGCAGGAAUGAUUGGCUGGGUUGGUGCCUGAGACAUUUUAUGGUCCAGGUCUGUUUGACUUGGCUUGGCUGCACCUGAAUCUACCAAAAUUAUCCCUGUUAUCUUUUCUACUCGCUUACCCUCUUUGGCUCUCAUUUUCUCUACGUAUCUCUGACUUUAUCUCUUGUCCUUGUCUCCCUCUGUUCCCCAACAGUGGUCGAGCUGAACCACAGCCUGACCAGUGUGAUCCCGGAGAGCGCCCUCCUCAUCUGCAUCGGUUGGAUCCUGGGCGGCAUCAUCUAUGGGGCAGACAAGGUGCAGACCUUCUCCCUGACACCCACCGUCUUCUUCUUCUAUCUGCUGCCCCAGGUCAUCCUGGAUGCGGGCUACUUCAUGCCCAACAAGCUGUUCUUCAGCAACAUGGGCGCCAUCCUGGUUUACGCUGUGAUUGGCACCUGCUGGAACGCUGCCACUGUGGGUCUCAGCCUCUGGGGGUGCUGGUUGGGCGGGGCCAUGGGUAAGGCAGCCAACGUGUUCGUCCCAAAUGGCACCCCAUUCACUAUGCAGUAUUGUACACUUCUUUUGACCAGGGGGCCCUGGUUAAAAGUAGUGACUAUAUAGGGAAUAGGGUGUCAUUUGGGACUGGCCCAACCAAAGCUUUAACUGAUCAUUGAAACUGGCAUUUGUGAGGUCCUCAAUCAGCAAGUUAAUGGGUAAGGUAGUUUAAAGGUCUGAGAUCAUUACACCUUUCACUCUGGGCCUUUGCAGGUGAUAUCGACAUUGGUCUCCUUCAGUUCCUGUUGUUUGGGAGUCUAAUUGCUGCUGUGGGACCCCGUGGCUGUGAUUGCCGUGUUUGAGGAGGGUCCAUGUCAACGAGGUCCUGUUCAUCAUGGUGUUUGGGGAGUCCCUCCUCAAUGAUGGUGUCACAGUGGUUCGUCUCACAUUUUUCAUCCUCAUUCAACAUUAUUAGGUGGUGUGUCUCUAGUCAAAAGUAGUUCAAUAUGUAAUAAUUGUAACACAUUGAAAGCAGGGGUGUCACGGUUUCCGGCCGAGGCGCCUCUCUCCCUUGUUCGGGCAGGCUUCGGGGUUCGUUGUCUGUCUCCGGAAUAACUAGCUGCCACGUUGUAUGUUUCAUGGGUUUUAAACCCCCCCCCCCCUUUUUUAAAGGGGGGGUUUUUUUGGGGGGGGGGGGGAAAAAAAAAAAGGGGGGGGCCCCCGGGGGGGGGGGGCCCCCCCCCCUUUGGGGGGCCCCCCCCCCAAAGGUUUUUUCCCCCGGGGGGCCCCCCGGGGUUUUUGGGGGGGGGGGGGGGGCCCCCUUUUUUUGGGGGCCGGGGGGGGCCCCAAAAAAAUUUUUGGGGGAAAAAAAUUGGGUUUUUUUUUUUUAAAAAGGGGGGGGGGGGGAAAAAAAUUUUUUUUUUUCCCCCCCCUUUUUGGGGGGGGGGAAAAAAUUUUUUUGGGGGGGUUUUUUUUUUUUUGGGGGUUUUUUUUUUUUUUCCCCCUUUUUCCCCAACCUUUUCUUUUUAAACCCCCGCUGUUUGGGGGGGGUUUUUUUUUUUUUGGGGGGGGGGCCCCCCCCCGGGGGGGGGGGGGCCCCCCCGUUGGGGGGUUCGGGCCCCCCCCCCGGGGGGUUUUUUUUUAAAAAAAAAAAUAAAAAAAAAAGGGGGUUUUGGGGGGCCCCCUUUUUUUCCCCCAAAUUUUUUGGGGGGGUUUUUUAAUUUUUUUUUUUUUCCCCCUUUUUUUUUCCCCCUUUUUUUUUUCCCCCCCCCUUUUUUAAAAAAAUUUUUUUCCCCCUUUUUUUCCCCCUUUCCCCUUUUUUUUUCCCCCUUUUCCCCCCCCCUUUUUUUUUUUGGGGGUUUUUUUUCCCCCCCGGGGGGGAAAAAAAUUUUUUUUUUUUAAAAAACCCCCUUUUGGGUUUUUUUCCUUUUUUUUCCCCCCCCGGGUUUUCCCCGGGGGUUUUUUUUUCCCCCCCCUUUUUUUUUUCCCCCCCCCUUUUUUUUUUUUUAAAAAAAUUUUUUUCCCCCCCCCCUUUUUUUUUCCCCCCUUUUUUUUUUUUUUCCCCCUUUUUUUUUUUCCCUUUUGCCCCCCCCCCUUUUUUUUUUUUUUUUGGGUUUUUCCCCCCCCUUUUUCCCCGGGGGGCUUUUUCCCCCCCUUUUUUUCCCCUUUUUUUUUUUUUUCCUUUUUUUUUUGGGAAUUUUUUCCCCCUUUGGGGGGGUUUUUGGGGGGGGCCCCCCCUUUUUUUCUGUGCCCCAUUUUUUUUUUUCCCGCCUUUUUUUCCCCCCCUUUUUUUUUUGUUGGGUUUUUUUUCCCCCCCCAAAAAAAAGGGGAACCCCCCUUUUUUCCCUUUUUGGGAAAAAAUUCCCCUUUUUGGGGUUUUGGGGGGGUUCCCCCUUUAGGGUUUUUCCAAUUUUUUUUUUUUUGCCCCCCCCCCCCUUUUUUCCCCCCCCUUUUUUUAAACCCCCCCUUUUUCCCCCAAAACCCGGGCCCCCCCCCUCCGGGUUUUUUAUUUCCCCCCCAAAGGGGGGAAAACCCCCCAAUUUGGGGGGGCCCCCCCCGGGACCCCCCCCCCCCCCGGGGGGGGCCGCCCCCCCCCCGGGCCCGGGGCCCCCCGGGGGGGAAGGGGGGGGGCCCCCGGGGGGCCGGGUGCCAGGGUUUCCUUCUCCAGGUGGAGCUGUACCUGGCCACCGUGCACCCGGCGCCCUGGGACAUGAGAGCGUGUCCGCCCUGAUCUCCUGCCUGUCCGGGAAGGCGUUGGAAUGGGCCAACGCGGAGUGGAGGAGGAUCGACGCGGACACCAUAACUUACAACGAGUUCUCCCGCCGCUUCAAGGCGGUGUUUGACCAUCCCCUGGAGGGGAGAGCGGCGGGGGAGCGGCUGGUCUUCCUCCGGCAGGGGAAGAGGAGUGCUCAGGAGUUCGCCCUCGAAUUCCGAUCACUACAGGUGUAGUCUACGAGAGGACGUCCGUCGGGAGCUGGCCUGUAGGGACACCAGCCUCACGUUCGACCAGUUGGUCGACAUGUCCAUCAGGCUGGAUAACCUGCUAGCUACCCGCGGACGUUCCGAGGGGGGUCCGUCCAUUUCACCCUCCAGCUCUUCCGAGCCGUGCCCCAUGGAGCUCGGGGGCGCUGGCGCUAGAGAGAGGAGGGGUCGGCUUACUAGGGGGUCCAUCCCCUGCACCAACUGUGGUCGGGGAGGACACACCGCGGCUAGGUGCUGGGGAUGGCCUCCUAGGGGAGAGGACGACAGGUCCCGCACUGGGGAUUCCCUCCAGGUGAGUAGGCGCCCCACUCACCCAGAGCUCUCUGUUGCACAGUUUUGUAUGCCUGUGCGUUUUCCACAGGUAGCACCUCAUUCCCAGCAUAAGGCGCUGGUAGAUUCAGGCGCGGCUGGGAAUUUUAUUGAUAAGAAGUUUUGUUUAGCUUUAGGGAUUCCCCUUCUUCCUGUUGAUGUUCCUUUCCCCGUUCAUGCCCUAGAUAGCCGUCCGUUGGGUGCGGGCUUGAUCAGGGAGGUCACUGCGCCACUUAGGAUGUGUGCGCAGGGGGGUCAUCAGGAGAUGAUUCAGCUAUUUCUGAUUGACUCUCCUGCGUAUCCGGUGGUGCUGGGCAUGCCCUGGUUGAGUACCCAUAACCCAUCCAUUUCGUGGCAGGAGAGGGCUCUGAUGGAUUGGUCUGCCCAGUGUGUGGGUAGAUGUUUAGGCGUUUCCGUAGGGGCUACCUCGGUGGAGAGUCCAAACCAGGUGCCCGCAUUGCACGUUCCCCCUGAGUAUGGGGAUUUGGCUAUUGCGUUUAGUAAGUCGAGGGCGACGCAGUUGCCGCCCCAUAGGCAGGGAGAUUGUGCGAUAGACCUCCAGGCAGGAGCUGCGCUCCCACGGAGCCAUGUGUAUCCUCUGUCUCAAGAGGAGAAGAAAGCUAUGGAGACUUACAUAGACGAAUCUCUGAGACAAGGAUACAUACGGCCUUCCACUUCCCCUGCGUCCUCGAGUUUCUUUUUUGUGAAGAAAAAGGAUGGUGGUUUGCGCCCGUGCAUCGAUUACCGUGGUCUCAAUCAGAUUACGGUGAAGUACAGUUAUCCACUCCCGCUGAUUGCGACCAUGACUGAGUCGUUGCAUGGGGCGCGUUUCUUCACUAAAUUAGAUCUCAGGAGCGCGUACAACUUGGUGCGCAUCAGGGAGGGCGAUGAAUGGAAGACAGCCUUUAGUACCACCUCGGGCCAUUACGAGUAUCUGGUCAUGCCAUACGGGUUGAUGAACGCUCCGUCAGUUUUCCAAUCAUUCGUGGAUGAGAUCUUCAGGGACAUGCAGGGGCAGGGGGUGGUUGUGUACAUAGAUGACAUUCUCGUGUACUCGCCUACCCGUGUCGAGCAUGUGGUUCUGGUGCGUAGAGUGUUGCGGAGGCUGGUGGAGCACGACCUGUAUGUGAAGGCAGAGAAGUGUCUGUUUUUCCAGGAGUCGGUCUCCUUUUUGGGGUAUCAGUUGUCUGCGUCAGGGGUGAAGAUGGAGGUAGACCGGGUGUCGGCUGUGCGUAAUUGGCAAACACCAACCACUGUGAAGGAGGUGCAGCAGUUUUGGGGGUUUGCGAAUUACUACUGGAGGUUUAUCCGGGGUUUUGGACAGGUGGCAGCUCCCAUCACGUCUCUUUUGAAGGGGGGUCCGGUGCGUCUGCAGUGGUCGGCCGAGGCGGACAGGGCGUUUGGGAGGCUGAAGGACCUGUUUACCUCGGCCCCGGUGCUGGCGCAUCCGGAUCCCUCUUUGCCGUUCCAGGUAGAGGUGGAUGCGUCAGAGGCCGGUCUAGGAGCCGUGCUUUCACAACGGUCUUGCGCGCCACCUAAACUCCGCCCCUGUGCUUUUUAUUCUAAGAAGCUCAGUCCGGCGGAGCGGAACUAUGACGUAGGGGACAGGGAGCUGUUAGUCGUGGUACAGGCCCUAAAGGUGUGGAGGCACUGGCUUGAGGGGGCUCAACACCCUUUCCUCAUUUUGACGGACCACCGUAACCUGGAGUACAUCCGGGCAGCGAGGAGGCUGAACCCUCGCCAGGCAAGAUGGAAUAUGUUCUUGACCAGGUUUACUUUUAAGAUCACGUACAUCCCUGGGUCACAGAACGGUAAGGCAGAUGCGCUGUCUCGGCGGUAUGACACGGAGGAGACGUCCGUGGAGCCCACUCCCAUACUGCCGGAGUCGUGUCUGGUGGCACCGGUAGUGUGGGAGGUCGAUGCUGAACUCGAGCGGGCGUUACGCACCGACCCUAGUCCACCACAGUGCCCGGAGGGUCGGAAGUACGUUCCGCUCGAGGUUCGGGAUCGAUUGAUCUAUUGGGCUCACACGUCACCCUCCUCUGGACAUCCGGGUAUCGGCCGGACAGUGCACUGUCUUAGUGCCAAGUACUGGUGGCCCACGUUGGCAAGGGAUGUGAGGGUUUAUGUUUCCUCCUGCUCGGUGUGCGCCCAGUGUAAGGCGCCUAGACAUCUGCCUAGGGGUAAGUUACUACCCCUGCCCGUGCCACAACGACCAUGGUCCCACCUCUCGGUGGAUUUCCUUACUGACCUUCCUCCUUCACAGGGGAAUACCACUAUACUGGUCGUUGUGGACCGGUUUUCUAAGGCCUGUCGUUUGCUCCCCAUGCCGGGCCUUCCUACCGCCCUGCAAACUGCCGAAGCCCUAUUCACCCAUGUGUUCCGGCACUACGGGGUACCCGAGGAUAUUGUGUCUGAUCGGGGUCCCCAAUUUACCUCCAGAGUCUGGAGGGCCUUUAUGGAGCGGUUGGGGGUCUCGGUGAGCCUCACCUCGGGUUACCACACGGAGAGUAAUGGGCAGGUGGAACGUGUAAACCAGGAUGUGGGCAGGUUUCUAAGAACAUACUGCCAGGACCGGCCGGAGGAGUGGGCAAGGUACGUUCCCUGGGCCAAAAUGGCCCAGAAUUCCCUACGCCAUUCCUCCACUAACCUAACCCCUUUCCAAUGUGUGUUAGGUUACCAGCCGGUUCUGGCACCCUGGCAGAAGAGCCAGAUCGAGGCUCCUGCGGUGGAUGAGUGGGUGAGGCGCUCGGAGGAGACAUGGAACGCUGCACACGUCCACCUGCAGCGGGCCCUCCGACGUCAUAAGGCGAGCGCCGAUCUCCACCGCAGUGAGGGACCGGUGUACGCACCUGGUGAUCGAGUCUGGCUCUCUACCAGAAACCUGCCCCUCCGCCUGCCCUGUCGGAAACUGGGUCGACGGUUUGUAGGGCCAUUUAAAGUCCUGGGAAGGUUGAACGAGGUGUGUUAUAAAUUACAGCUACCUGUUGAAUAUAAAAGUAUUAACCCCUCGUUCCAUGUGUCCCUUCUCAGGCCGGUGGUAGCUGGCCCACUCCAAGAAAGUGAGAUCAGGGAGACUCCUCCGCCCCCAUUGGACAUCGAGGGGGCAUCGGCGUACUCUGUGAGGUCCAUCUUGGAUUCGAGACGUCGGAUGGGGGGUCUCCAGUAUCUAGUGGAGUGGGAGGGGUACGGUCCGGAGGAGCGGUGCUGGGUGCCGAGGAGAGACAUUUUGGACCCGUCUCUCCUGACGGAAUUCCAUCGUGGGCACCCGACGCACCCUGCUCCGCGUCCUCCGGGUCGUCCCCGAGGCCGGAGUCGGCGCACGUCUGGAGCCGCGCGUCAAGGGGGGGGUACUGUCACGGUUUCGGCCGAGGCUGCCUCUCUCCCUUGUUCGGGCAGGCUUCGGCGUUCGUUGUCUCCGGAAUACUAGCUGCCACCGUUGUAUGUUUCAUGUUCGUUUGCUUUUGUCUGAUUGUUGUCACACCUGUUUUCAUUUAGUGUCAUUAGUGUCCUAUUUAGUUCUCGUUGUGUUUGUCAGGUGUUGUGUGUUAUUGAUUUUUGUCAGUCGUGUUUUUUCGCUCGGUUGAGCUUCUCUCCACUGCGCUGGAGUUAUUUCGCACCUGUUUUGUGCGCUGUUGUUUCAUUUUCGCCUUCGUGCGUAUUUCGCCUUCGGGCAAGUGUUGUCCGUUUGCCGGUUUUGGCAUUAAUACAAGUCUGUUGGAUUAUCCGUCUGCGUCCUGCGUUUGAUUCCACCACUGCACCUACAGCACGCGUUGACAAGGGGUAUUCAAACUUUUUCAGCAGGGACCCCAUUUUUUUCACCAGAAUUUCUGAGGACGCCCAAUUUUUUCUGCCGACACCACUCCACCCAAAAUCUAAUUACACAACGUUAAAUUCAGUACAUUUAGAUUUUCACAUUAACAAAUAACAUUCAAUUCAUUACAUUUUCAUCUUUCUAAGAAAACCAAUACAUACAUUUACUCAAUACAAUUUUAUUUUUCAAAUUAUCUUUCUCAAUAAUAUAUAUUGUCCCAUAUAUAUUAUAUGUACUGUUCCCCCCCCCAAAAAUAAAAUAAAUAAAGUUGCAAUUUUAUGUAAUUUUUUGCCGACCCCACUGUAAUUCCACGACACUGACUUUAAACACCACUGCAUUAAAGAACGUAAUGUUCUAUUGAAUUGGUUGCAUUUCGUUCCCUAACCUCCCCACCUCCUCAGUGACCGGUCAUCUUUAUGUCCAUGUUCCCUCAGGUGCUGUUCAAUGUGUUUGAUGCAUUCGUGUCGCUGGGAGGGGCAGAAAUCGAUGCUGUAGAGAUCAUUAAAGGCAUAAGUAUGUAAGAGCUGCACACUGGCUGCAUCGCAAAUUAAUGUUUCCCUAUUAAGUGCACUACUUUUGACCAGAGCCCAUAGUCAAAAGUCAAAAAAAUCCAGAAAAAGGCAUGUCAAAAAUGUUAUAAAUUGAUUUGCAUUUUAAUGAGGGAAAUAAGUAUUUGACCCCUCUGCAAAACAUGACUUAGUACUUGGUGGCAAAACCCUUGUUGGCAAUUACAGAGGUCAGACGUUUCUUGUAGUUGUCCACCAGGUUUGCACACAUCUCAGGAGGGAUUUUGUUCCACUCCUAUUUGCAGAUCUUCUCCAAGUCAUUAAGGUUUCGAGGCUGACGUUUGGCAACUCGAAACUUCAGCUCCCUCCACAGAUUUUCUAUGGGAUUAAGGUCUGGAGACUGGCUAGGCCACUCCAGGACCUUAAUGUGCUUCUUCUUGAGCCACUCCUUUGUUGCCUUGGCCGUGUUUUUUGGGUCAUUGUCAUGCUGGAAUACCCAUCCACAACCAAUUUUCAAUGCCCUGGCUGAGGGAAGGAGGUUAUCACCCAAGAUUUGACGGUACAUGGCCACGUCCAUCGUCCCUUUGAAGCGGUGAAGUUGUCCUGUCCCCUUAGCAGAAAAACACCCCCAAAGCAUAAUGUUUCCACCUCCAUGUUUCACGGUGGGGAUGGUGUUCUUGGGGUCAUAGGCAGCAUUCCUCCUCCUCCAAACACGGCGAGUUGAGUUGAUGCCAAAGAGCUCGAUUUUGGUCUCAUCUGACCACAACACUUUCACCCAGUUCUCCUCUGAAUCAUUCAGAUGUUCAUUGGCAAACUUCAGACGGCCCUGUAUAUGUGCUUUCUUGAGCAGGGGGACCUUACGGCAGGAUUUCAGUCCUUCACGGCGUAGUGUGUUACCAAUUGUUUUCUUGGUGACUAUGGUCCCAACUGCCUUGAGAUCAUUGACAAGAUCCUCCCGUGUAGUUCUGGGCUGAUUCCUCACCGUUCUCAUGAUCAUUGCAAUUCCACGAGGUGAGAUCUUGCAUGGAGCACCAGGCCGAGGGAGAAUGACAGUUAUUUUGUGUUUCUUCCAUUUGCGAAUAAUCGCACCAACUGUUGUCACCUUCUCACCAAGCUGCUUACCGAUGGUCUUGUAGCCCAUUCCAGCCUUGUGUAGGUCUACAAUCUUGUCCCUGACAUCCUUGGAGAGCUCUUUGGUCUUGGCCAUGGUGGAGAGUUUGGAAUCUGAUUGAUUGAUUGCUUCUGUGGACAGGUGUCUUUUAUACAGGUAACAAACUGAGAUUAGGAGCACUCCCUUUAAGAGUGUGCUCCUAAUCUCAGCUCGUUACCUGUAUAAAAGACACCUGGGAGCCAGAAAUCUUUCUGAUUGAGAGGGGGUCAAAUACUUAUUUCCCUCAUUAAAAUGCAAAUCAAUUGAUAACAUUUUUGACAUGUGUUUUUCUGGAUUUUUGUUGUUGUUAUUCUGUCUCUCACUGUUCAAAUAAACCUACCCUUAAAAUUAUAGACUGACCAUUUCUUUGUCAGUGGGCAAAUGUACAAAAUCAGCAGGGGAUCAAAUACUUUUUUCCCUCACUGUAUGUAAGGAAUAGGGUGCCAUUUGUUGGAUUCUCAGGCAAACUGCCAAGCCAUAAACAACCCUGUCGCGUAAUUAAUAGUGACAGCUUCUUGUGCAAUCUUGAAGCAAACUGAAAGGGUAAUGCAACAGGCAACAGAGUAUGUAAUCUGUUUAACUAAAAUGUUAUGUAUUCUUGAAAUAAUCAAUAUCUUUGUUCACUGUUUGCCUCUCCAUAUGUCCUUCUCCCUCUUCCUCCUCUAUCUCUCUAUUUCUCUCUCUGGCCCUCUCCUCUUUCGCGCUCUCAUUCUCUCCCCCCUCUACCCUGUGUAGUCUCGUUCUUCGUGGUGGCAUUCGGAGGCUCCCUGGUUGGUAUUAUCUUUGCUCUGCUGAUCUCGCUCCUGACCAGAUGCACCAAGAACAUCCAGAUCAUUGAGCCAGGCUUCAUCUUCGUCCUGGGCUACCUCUCCUACCUGACAGCUGAAAUGCUCUCGCUAUCCGCUAUCUUGUCGUAAGUGCUUCUGAGUGUUAUGUUAAUUUAUUAGGCCAACGAUACCCUUUCCGUAAAGGGAUGUUCCAUUCAAAACACAACCUAACAUGAUUUUACCACUAGGCUAUAAUCGAUUUGGAUAUGUAUUUCAGUUACUUAGUAUGUACAGGAUGAGCCAUUUAUGAGCCUUAUAGAUGAUUCUGGUCCACGAUCUGGUCCACAAUCUCUGGGGCCUCUACUCACCAUGAAAUACAAUCCCUUUGCCUGCUGUGCCAUAGGAUCGUGUUCUGUGGCAUCUGCUGUCAGAAGUAUAUCAAUGCCAACAUGGAUGAGAGGUCGGUCACCACAGUACGAUACGUCAUGAAGGUGAUCGCCAAUGGCUCAGAGACCAUCAUCUUUGUUUUCCUCGGCAUCUCGGCCAUAGAUCCAGCUAUAUGGGUGUGGAACACAGGCUUCAUCCUCCUCACACUCCUCUUCAUCUUUGUGUUCAGGUUCAUAGGUCAGUUGUGAUCUUUAGUGUGAUUUUGUGAGAUCACUGGAGAUUCUAUUUUCCUCAAUCUUUAUAGGAUUAACAAAAUUGUAGUUUAGAAGCUUAGGGCCGAUUUAUAAACUUGCAAUCCCUGUGUGUGUAGCUCCAUAUUUUAUGCAAGGAUUCUCGUUCAAGGCUUCACAUUACCAGCACUAACACACUCUGUGUGUAUGUUUGUGUGUGUGUGUUUAUAUCACAGGGGUCUUUCUCCUCACCUGGAUUCUGAACAAGUACCGACUGGUGCCCUUGGAGUUCAUUGAUCAGGUGGUGAUGAGCUACGGUGGCCUACGAGGGGCAGUUGCCUAUGGCCUUGUUGCCAUGCUGGAUGAGAAUAAGUUCAACGAAAAGAAUCUGAUGGUCAGCACCACCCUCAUAGUGGUGUACUUCACUGUCAUGCUGCAGGUAAAAUGGCUAAUUUAAAUGUCAAACUUCAGUCCAUCACUAUUUUACUAGUUGUGGAAACGGUUUUCUCUAAUAAUGUAAUAUGUCUUGACUUGAAUAGACCGGUUUACUAUAUUUUCUUCUUCUUUGUUCAGGGAAUAACCAUGAAACCACUGGUCACCUGGCUGAAAGUGAAGAGGGCAGCAGUGACAGAACUCACACUAGCUGAAAAAAUACAGAAUAGGGUAACUAUUUGGUUAGAAGUCUUCGAUGUUCAUCAACCCGAAAAUCAGAUAACAAACCAUACAUCUCUAUUAUACAUCCCCAAAGUAAAGUUUCACCUUUUGUUGGGUCAGAUCUUCAGGGUCAGAUCACAAAAGUCAAACCCACCUCCAAUAUAGCUAAACACUUAUUUUACAAGGCACUAACCAUUUAAUCUAACAGUGUUGAAAUUGGUCGACCUAAAUAUAAUCUUGACAAAAUAAAUCCAUGACUCACCAUUCUUUUUUAUUUGUUCAGACCUUUGACCACAUGCUUGUUGCCAUAGAGGACAUUUCUGGACAAAUAGGACAUAACUACAUGAGAGACAAGUAUGUGGACACUAACAUCACAUUAUCAACUUCAAUAAAUGAUUAUCAUAUUAUAAGUACGGUUCGAAUUAAUUUAUCACAUACCAUACCUUGAAAGACAGAACAUUAGAACAGAAUUUUACUUGUUUCCUUUUCCUAUCUUCUCGUAUCCUUCUAAGGUGGCAUAACUUUGAGGAGAGGUGGUUGUGCUGGUUCUUGAUGAAGCCCUCUGCCAGGAAGUCUCGUGACUACAUAUUCAACAUCUUCCACCAGCUCAACCUAAAGGAUGCCAUCAGCUAUGUGAAGGAGGUAAGAGCAACUGACAAGGUCAGGGAAAGCCAUGACAACUUAAAACUGUAUUUACAAACACAAUAGAUUGACCACCAAUAUCACUGAUCUACAGUGCCUUCGGAAAGUAUUUAGACCCCUUGACUUUUUCCACAUUUUGUUACGUUACAGCCUUAUUCUAAAAUGGAUAAAAUAAAAUAAAAUCCUUAGCAAUCUACACACAAUACCCCAUAAUGACAAAGCAAAAACAGGUUUUUUGAAAUGUUUGCAAAUGUAUUAAAAAUAAAAAACAGAUACCUUAUUUACAUAAGUAUUCAGACCCUUUGCAAUGAGACUCGAAAUUUAGCUCAGGUGCAUCCUGUUUCCAUUGAUCAUCCUUGAGAUGUUUCUACAACUUGAUUGGAGUCCACCUGUGGUAAAUUCAAUUGAUUGGACAUGAUUUGGGAAGGCACACACCUGUCUAUAUAAGGUCCCACAGUUGACAGUGCAUGUCAGAGCAAAAACCAAGCCAUGUGGUCGAAGGAAUUGUCCGUAGAGCUCAGAGACAGGAUUGUGUCGAGGCAAAGAUCUGGGGAAGGGUGCCAAACAAUUUCUGCAGCAUUGAAGGUCCCCAAGAACACAGUGGACUCCAUCAUUCUUAUAUGGAAGAAGUUGGAACCACCAAGACUCUUCCUAGAACUGGCCGCCAAACUCAGCAAUUGGGGGAGAAGGGCCUUGGUCAGGGAGGUGACCAAGAACCCGAUAAUCACUCUGACAGAGCUCUACAGUUCCUCUGUGGAGAUGGGAGAACCUUCCAGAAGGACAACCAACUCUGCAGCACUCCACCUAUCAAGCCUUUAUGUUGGAGUGGCCAGACGGAUGCCCCUCCUCAGUAAAAGGCACAUGACAGCCUGCUUGGAGUUUGCCAAAAGGCACCUAAAGACUCUCAGACCAUGAGAAACAAGAUUCUCUGGUCUGAUGAAACCAAGAUGAACUCUUUGGCCUGAAUUCCAAGCGUCAUGUCUGGAGGAAACCUGGCACCAUCCCUACGAUGAAGGCAUGGUGGUGGCAGUAUCAUGCUGUGGGGAUGUUUUUCAGCGGCAGGGACUGGAAGACUACUCAGGAUCGAGGCAAAGAUGAACGGAGCAAAGUACAGAGAGAUCCUUGAUGAAAACCUGCUCCAGAGUGCUCAGGACCUCAGACUGGGGCGAAGGUUCACCUUCCAACAGGACAAUGACCCUAAGCACAAAGCCAAGACAACGCAGGAGUGGCUUCGGGACAAGUCUCUGAAUGUCCUUGAGUGGCCCAGCCAGAGCCCGGACUUUAACCCGAUCGGACAUCUCUGGAUAGACCUGAAAAUAGCUGUGCAUCAACGCUCCCCAUCCAAUCUGACAGAGCUUGAGAGGAUCUGCAGAGAAGAAUGGGAGAAUCUCCCCUAAUACAGGUGUGCCAAGCUUGUAGCAUCAUUCCCAAGAAGACUGGAGGCUGUAAUAGCUGCCAAAGGUGCUUCAACAAAGUACUGAGUAAAGGGUCUGAAUACUUAUGUAAAUGUAAUAUUUGUAUUUACUUAUUUUUUUAAAUUAUAAAUUAGCAAAAAUGUCUAGAAAACCUUGUUUUGCUUUGUCAUUACUGGGUAUUGUGUGUAGAUUGAUGAGGGGGAAAAAAGAAUUUAAUCAAUUUUAGAAAAAGGUUGUAAUGUAACAUAAUGUGGAAAAAGUCAAGGGAUCUGAAUACUUUCCGAAGGCACUGUACAGUAACAAAUAGAACAAUUGGAUGGCAGACCAUGAAGUCUUCUUAUGCUCCCAUCGUAGGGAGAACGCAGAGGCUCAUUGGCGUUCGUUCGGAAUGAGACCAAGGCGGAUGUGGAUUUCAAUAAGAAGUUUCGUGCCAAUUUCUCUGAGAUUAUGCCUGACAUCAUGGCAGAUAAUAUGGGACCGGAUCAUGUUCCACUCUCCUCCAUCUUGUAAGCAACAUUUCCUGACUUUAGGGUUCUGGUCAAAAGUAGUGCACUAUAUAGGGACUAGAGUGCCAUUUGUCUAAAACACAUGCAUCAUUAACUUGUAUAGGGACUAUAAAUUUAAACGGAAACAUAAAUGUAAACCCUGUUGGAAGAUGCAGGAUGACUAGCAUUAACAUUACUUAUUUACGAGUAACACACCUGCUAGUCCUUCCUUUAGGUUUUAUUUAUUUGCACCAAAGAAAAGACGUGAAAGACAAAACAGUACAGAUUAAAAACUGGUCAAAACAGUGUGCAGGUGAGGUUGGAAGCCCAAAAGGGCUUAUAUGAAAACCACACCACAAAUAUAAGUACAAAAAAAUUGUUUGUUCAAUCAGUUAAACAAAGCAUAUUAAAUAAUUGUACAUGAUAUACUCAGUAUACAAGGAAAACCAUGUUGGAUUGUGUGCGUGUGUGUGAGAGAGAGUUAGGCUACAUGGAGGGGAUUAUUGGGUAGUUUGGUUCAUCAGGCUGACCCCCAGUCUUCGCUUGAAGUUUUUGAGGGAUGAUGAGUUUUUGGCAAUGUGAAGAUAAGAAUUCCAGAGUAUGGUAACUCUGUAUCUGAUAGAGAAUAGACUGUGUGAGUUGCGGCAGUUGGGAGGGUGAAGGUUAUUAUUACAGUGUCUUGUGUUAUAUAAAUUGAUUUCAGAAUUAACCUGGAAGAAUCCAUUGAAGGGUUUAGGUAAACUGUCUGGGAGGUAUGAGUAUUUGUGGAUGAAAGUGCAUAAUUGGCGUACAUUAAUGUCGUAAAUAGACAAGAUAUUGAGUUUCUGUCAUGUUGUAUACUGAUAGAAGACAGGCGCAGGAAUGCGUAGUAGGGUUUUUUAUUACUCUACCCAACACAAGGUACAUCAUGGAAAACGACGGGGACGAAGCCCAAAACAAACACGCAUAUAUAUAUAUAACACAGGGAUGUAACCCAAACAAAAGAGUGAGGUGUAAACCUCUAAAUAAUACACGGGACGAGACCCGUAAUAACAAGUGCACAAUUACUCGAUAUGUAAACUGUAAUACAAUGUACUCACGAGACCAACGGACAUGGGACAAUAAUCGACAAGGACAAUGGGGAACAGAGGGGACAUAUAUACACAUACUAAUCAGGGGGAAUGGGAACCAGGUAAUAAGACAAGACAGUCCGGAGUUGGUGGUAAUGAACCAGGUCAGUGACGCAUAGAAAGCCGGUGACGCAGAACUCCGGAGCUGGUGAACGGAAUGAGCAGCAGUACCGGGGGGAUCACUGACAGUUUCUUAAACAAAGGUGCAGAUGGAGCCAGGUAAUUAGAGGAGGUGGCUAGUCUUGCAAAUGUAUUUUGUAUGGAGAGUAAUUUGUGUAGGUAGGAAGCAUAUGUACUGGCCGUGACAAUAUAGUAAAUGAGAUAUGGGUAAAUUAAGCUAUCGUAUAGAGUUAGGAAGCAAGCCUGAUGAACCAAACCACUCAUUUUUCUGAUGAUACCACCAGAUGUCAUCACUUUGCUACAAAUGAAAUAUGAUCUUUCCAAGAUAAUUUUUCAUCAAUUAGAACUCUGAGGAAUCUAGUGAAUGUAUCUUGUUCCAUUUCAUUCCCACCAAUUGAAAUUCUGGCUCUUUAAAAAAAAAAAAAAAAAAAUAUAUAUAUAUAUAUAUAUAUAUAUAUAUAUAUAUAUAUAUAUAUAUAUCUUAUUCUUACUAGUGAAUACAAUAAAGUAGGAUUUUUAAAAACAUUUAAAGAUAAUUUCUUUAUCAGGAACCAUUCAGAAAAUUUGGCCAUACCUGAGUUGGCUUCAGUAAUUAGUGAAUCAAAAUGAUUGUGUUAUAAAAUCAAAUUGGUAUCAUCAGCAAAGAGAAUGGGAAGUACGUAGAAGACACAGCAGGAAGGUCAUUGAUAUAGAUUAGGAAUAACAAAGGUCCAAUUAUCGAACCCUGUGGCACACCACAGGAUAUCUUGGCCCUGGUAUAUGCCCAGCCAUUUGCAUUAACAAAUUGUUCUCUAUCAUAAACAUAACUAUAUAACCAAUUAUAUGUAUAAUCAUGAAAACCAUAAUAAUGCAAUUUAGAAAGUAAUAUUUCAUGAUCAACCGUGUCAAACGCUUUUGAUGAAUCUAAAAAGAUGCCAAGAGCAUAUUCAUUGUAGUUAAGGGCUGUAAAUAUUUUUUCCACAUGUUGCAAAAGAGCCAUAUCUGUGGAGUAGUUUUUACGAAAACCAUUUUGGUGCUCGUCUAGAAUACAGUGUUGAAACCAUACUGGUGCUCAUAUAGAAUACAGUGUUGAAACCAUAUUGGUGCUCAUAUAGAAUACAGUGUUGAAACCAUACUGGUGCUCAUAUAGAAUACGGUGUUGAAACCAUAUUGGUGCUCAUAUAGAAUACAGUGUUGAAACCAUAUUGGUGUUCAUAUAGAAUACAGUGUUGAAACCAUAUUGGUGUUCAUAUAGAAUACAGUGUUGAAACCAUAUUGGUGUUCAUAUAGAAUACAGUGUUGAAACCAUAUUGGUGUUCAUAUAGAAUACAGUGUUGAAACCAUAUUGGUGUUCAUAUAGAUUACAGUGUUGAAACCAUAUUGGUGUUCAUAUAGAAUACAGUGUUGAAACCAUAUUGGUGUUCAUAUAGAAUACAGUGUUGAAACCAUAUUGGUGUUCAUAUAGAAUACAGUGUUGAAACCAUAUUGGUGUUCAUAUAGAACACAGUGUUGAUUUAAAUGUUUCAACAUUCUCUUAUACACCAAUUUUUCUAAGAUUUCAGAAAAACAUGGUAGUACAGAUAUUGGGCGAUAAUUUGUAAAAGAUUUUGGAUCCCCAGAUUUAUGGAGGGGGAUAGCUUUGGCAAUUUUCAAAUAUUUAGGAACAAUACCAGUUUGCAUAGAUUUGGUGAAGAUAUACAAUACGUUAGAGGCUCAGUAAUCGAGGAAGACACUAAUUUCACCAAAGAGGCACCAAUCUUAUCAUGACCUAAUGCUGAUAUCUUUAAGUUACCAAUUACCCCCAUCACCUCCAUUACAUCAGGAAGCAGAGAAGGGAAAUGUCCCUUAAUGUAAUACAAGGGAUUUCCAACAGUUUUCAAAAUGUUCUUUGACAGAGAGGAACCCACAUUCACAAAAAAGUUAUUCACAUGAAAUAACAUCAGGAUCAGCAUCGGUCUUAUUUCCAACAAUAAAUUGAGAUGGAAUAGUUGUAGAUGCCUUUUUCUUAUUCAACAGUUGAUUGAUGAUUUUCCAAGUUGACUUUAUAUUAUUCAAUGAUUCUUGGAAUUUUUUAGUAAAAUCUAUUUUUUGGCAUAUCCGAAGUAGGUGAGUACAUUUGUUCUUAUACUUUUUUGAAUUUGCAGAAUUCAGGGGAGAGGGAUUUGUGAGAAACUUUUUAUACAACUUGUUUUUUUUAACAUGACAUUGAGGACAAUGUGACCUGUAAGGUAAUCAGUUAUAUACAUAGUUAAUAGUCUAGGAGGGCAUAUUGACACUGGGAAUUUAUAUUCAUUUUAAGCAAUCACCACAUUUAUGAAUUAACUACUAUUAGUUAAUCUUUAUCUGGAUCCCCAUUAGCUGAUGCCAUGAUGACACCUAAUCUUCCUUUCUAAUAGUUAAUAAGUAUUAGUGAAUCAUUUUAAGUAACUACUAUUGGUAUAGUAACUACUAUUAUUAUACCACCAAAUGUAAUGAUUCAAAAUAGAAACAACAGCAUACAGUAGCAAAAGCAUGGUUAGUAGACACUUUAACUUUUUGUAGUGUGAGAUCAUCCUCCUUGCUGCUCAAUGUAACACUUGAAAUAGGUCUGGUACGUUUUCAGUGUCUGCCCUCCAAUGGCCAGCAAAAUAACAACAGUGUACAUGUAUGUUUCUUCCCUUCUAGACAGGACAUUGUGCCCUCUGUCUGCCUGGACAUGCAUGAGCUGGACCUGAAGAUGAGGGAGUCAGAGGACUUUAAUGCACACCAUCUACUGCAGCAGCACUUGUACAGAGGCAGGAAGCAGGUAUUGCUCAGUCAAAGACAAUUAGAUCUCCCAAAAAUCUCAGGGGCGGUUUCCCGGAGAGCGAUUAAGCCUAGUCCUGGACUAAAAAGCAAACUCAAUGGAGAAUCUCAGGAUUAGGCUUAAUCUGUGUCCGGGAAAACGCCCCUCAAUGUUGAGCAAUUAUCUUAGCAUCAAAUCACUUAUCAUUAGUUUGCCACUGUCAUUGGUUGGUUGUCUCAGCAUAUUAAUUUGUGUGCUAACAAGCCAGUUCUUGUCAGGAUGUGUAGUAAUGGUGUGGUGUGGAAUCAGGCGCAGAAGCAGAUUGACAGUCCAAUAAACUUUACUAGAAAGUGCGAAGCAAUAAUCCAAAACAGCCAGAGGCAAAACGCACACAGGCGUAAAAAUACAAGCGCGCAUAAACAGGGGCGCAAAACUCUUCUCAACCGAGAAGUAAGCAAAACAGUAGUGGCGUACCAAAACACAGGUACGCAUAGACACCUAACACAAAACAAUUACACACAACACUACACUAACAACAAGGAAACUAAAUAGGGUGCUUAAUUAGACAUAACACAAGACAGGUGUGGCUAACAGACAAAACUAAUCAAACAGAAAACAUGGAGCGGUGGCAGCUAGUACUCCGGAGACGACGACCGGCGAAACCUGCCCGAACAAGGAGGAGGAGCUGCCUCGGCCGAAACCAUGACAGUUCUAAUCCUUUUACCUUUUCUUUUUGUAUUUUGUUGAUACUGUACUCAAAGGGAAAGUCCAAUCUCUGGGAGUAAAUGUAUGGGGAUUCUGACUACUCUAGAUUCUCCUGCAUCUUGUCAAUCCACAAUCAGCCAUAAACAGAUUAAAAUGGUCAGUUACCCUGUUCUCUUCCUCUCGUUCCCUCACCUAACAGCACAGACACAGGUACAGUCGGAGCCACCUCGAAACCAACAAGGAUGAGAAUGAAGUGCAAGAGAUCUUCGAGAGAACCAUGAGGAGCCGUCUAGAGUCAUUCAAGUCUGCCAAAAUGGGUGUCGCCCCAGCCAAGAAGAUCCAAACCAAGCAUCAAAAGAAAGAUAAACCACAAAAGGUCAGGGGUGACGAUACUUUUUCCCCCUUCCUCCUUGACCUCAUAGCCAUCCUCUUAGAGGCAAUGUGAUAAUAUGUAUGUUGUGUAAUUUCAUGUUAUGUCAUUUUUAGAUGCCAAAUGGAAACUCCACGGAUAAAAGUAAAAACCAUCCUUAUGGGGAUAAAGGUACUUGCUCUUUGCUUUUCACUUGUCUUUUGCAUUAGAUGAUUAGAUGAUGAGGCUGAUUACAUUUGCUUUCUGCCAUUUGGGUUUAGAUACCUCUGCAAUAACCUAACGUAGCAGGCGUAAAAUAAAUGUCUGAAACUAGAUCCCCCACAUUCUGGUCUUGACGAGAAUAAAACAUUUUCGGGGGAGGUUCUCUUCUGCGCUGUUCAUCCAAUCCAGUAAAUGUGGAGGAUGCGUUAAGAUGGAGUGUUGCCUUGUUAACAUCCAAAAACAGAAGUCACGUCUAGGGCUGUGGCAGUCAUGAAACGGUUAUUGUCAUACAAAUGACUGCCGCUGAUGCCCACCUUUGGAACAUCUACAUUUAAAUAAAUAAAUUUAAUAUACACCAUCACAAUGAAUCCAUUCUUUCUUUUAGGCAGGUCUAAAGAAACAUUAUUAUAUGAUGAAAAAAAGUCAGAAGUUUACAUACAAUUAGGUUGGAGUCAUUAAAACUCGUUUUUCAACCACUCCACAAAUUUCUUGUUAACAAACUAUAGUUUUGGCAAGAUGGUUAGGACAUCUACUUUGUGCAUGACACAAGUAAGUUUUCCAACAAUUGUUUACAGACAGAUUAUUUUACUUAUAAGACACUGUAUUACAAUUCCAGUGGGUCAGAAGUUUACAUACAUUAAAUUGACUGUGACUUUAAACAGCUUGGAAAAUUCCUGAAAAUGAUGUCAUGGCUUUAGAAGCUUCUGAUAGGCUAAUUUACAUCAUUUGAGUCAAUUGGAGGUGAACCUGUGGAUGUAUUUCAAGGCCUACCGUCAAACUCAGUGCCUCUUUGCUUGACAUCAUGGGAAAAUCAAAAGAAAUCAGCCAAGACCACAAGUCUGGUUCAUGCUUGGGAGCAAUUUCCAAACGCCUGAAGGUACCAUGUUCAUCUGUACAAACAAUUGUACGCAAGUAUAAACACCAUAGGACCACGCAGACGUCUACCGCUCAGGAAGGAGACACGUUCUGUCUCCUAGAGAUGAAGGUACUUUGGUGCAGAAAGUGCAAACCAAUCCCAGAACCACAGCAAAGGACCUUGUGAAGAUGCUGGAGGAAACAGGUACAAAAGUAUCUAUAUCCACUGUAAAACAAGUCCUCUAUCGACAUAACCUGAAAGGCCGCUCAGCAAGGAAGAAGCCACUGCUCCAAAACCGCCAUAAAGAAGCAAGACUACGGUUUGCAACUGCACAUGGGGACAAAGAUCAUACGUUUUGGAGAAAUGUCCUCUGGUCUGAUAAAAGAAAAAUAGAACUGUUUGGCCAUAAUGACCAUUGUUAUGUUUGGAGGAAAAAGGGGGUUGCUUGCAAGCCGAAGAACACCAUCCCAACCGUGAAGCACUUCACAAAAUAGAUGGCAUCAUGAGGAAGAAAAUGUAUGUGGAUAUAUUGAAGCAACAUCUCAAGACAUCAGUCAGGAAGUUAAAGCUUGGUCGUAAAUGGGUCUUCCAAAUGGACAAAGUUGUGGCAAAAUGGCUUAAGGACAACAAAGUCAAGGUAUUGGAGUGGCCAUCACAAAGCCCUGACCUCAGUCCUAUAGAAAAUAAUAUCCUCUUAUGCACUCUGGUUAUUGACAACCCCACAGAGGCUACCUCUGCAUAAAUUAACAACAUAAUUUAAUUGUUUUCUGAUUGGCUGUUUCGCUAUGCCUCCAGAUUUUGAGUUUUCUGAAGGAGACAGUGCCUCUGGUGGCGAGGCUGCUGGCGGUUCAUUCCCCAUGAGGGCCUAUAGAGCAGAAGGUAAGAGAGUCUCCUUCACAUCAACUCAAGACUAAUGAAAAUAACAAAUUUAAAUAUGCCAAAGUCAGACACUAAAACCAUUUAGUUACUAACUCUAAGUUCACCUCUUAGAGACCUUUCAAUCAGUUAAAUCAAUUCCAUUAAUUCUAUCCCUCCUGGUGUAGCUGGAAUAGUGAACCCAGCCUUCAUGGCGGAGAUGGACCCCAUGGACAACAUGCAACAGAUGCAGCAGAUCCCACAUGCAGCACUUCUUCCACAAACUUUGACCUCCUUUGACCCCUAA